Messenger RNA from Mercenaria mercenaria, 2945 nucleotides. RefSeq names its product ceramide synthase 5-like. The record is from RefSeq and is a predicted model, not a curated record. Bases 259 to 1449 code for a protein of 396 amino acids. Gene Ontology annotation, molecular function: DNA binding; sphingosine N-acyltransferase activity. Gene Ontology annotation, biological process: ceramide biosynthetic process. NCBI's taxonomy places the organism in Eukaryota, Metazoa, Mollusca, Bivalvia, Venerida, Veneridae. Gene Ontology annotation, cellular component: membrane. The transcript is spliced from 12 exons.
GCACGAAAGAUGAACCCGGUCACGCGACAAAAUAUUUAAACUUCGCUUACGCUAAUAUCGGACAUGCAUGAACAGCGUCGUAGUUUAAGGAUGAAUUAGGGAAUGUAAAUGAACACAUUAAUGUUGGAUGUUGUGAAAUCAAGAUUCAAGAUUUAUGACAGAUUUGUAUAACUUAAGAAAUCAACUUCAUUCGCUAAAAAAAGGAAAACUGAUUUGGACUGACCCAACCAACGAUGAUAUUAAUUAGUAUCUAGGACGAUGGCACUGAAUAGUAUUUACGACUUUGUCUGGGACGACAAAUGGUGGUUCCCUAACAAAAUAUUUGGCAAACAUUAUGGCUGGAAGGAUUUGGAGAACCAACCAGGAUCCGAAGAUUAUUAUCCACAGGUCGGAGAUCUGCAAUGGGGUAUACUGCUUGGAGCAGGAUUGGUUAUACUGAGAUUUAUCCUCGAAAGGUUUCUUAUAGCACCGCUGGGAUAUAAGCUAGGUAUAGAACAAAAGCGGUUCCCGUACAUCACACCUAACCCUCUUCUAGAGUCGGUUUACAAGCAAAGACAUGAACCAAAUUAUGAAGUGUUAUCAAAGCAGACUGAUUGGACAGUAAAACAGAUAGCAGUGUGGUUUCGGAAGAGAAAGAAACGCGAUGCCACGCCCAAAAUCAAAAAGUUUUGUGACAGCGGAUGGCAUUUCAUGUUUUAUACAACGUCAUUUAUUUACGGUCUAUGUUUGCUAUGGAAUAAACCAUGGUUCGGUAAAACAAUGGAAUGCUGGGUAGGCUGGCCAAAGCAGCAUGUAUCGAAUGAUAUUUACUGGUACUAUAUGAUAGAACUAGGAUUCUACUGCAGUCUCAUCUUUACUCUACUUUCAGAUCACAAACGAUCGGACUUCGGACAGAUGAUUGUCCAUCACAUUGCAACAAUAGUUUUAAUUUAUUUUUCCUGGAUCAGCAACUUUGUUCGAGUUGGGACCCUUGUACUCCUUGUACAUGAUGCUUCGGAUCCGUGGUUAGAGAUAGCAAAAAUUGGAAUAUAUCUAAAAUGGAAGACUUUUACAGAUGUUUCUUUUGCCAUAUUUGUUCUUAUUUGGACUGUAGCCAGACAUUUCAUCUUGCCUUUUGUAAUAUUAUACACUACAACCAUAGAAGUACUAGACAUUAUUGAUGAACCUACAUUUGUAAACUACUUUUUCAACUUCUUUUUAUAUCUACUCAUGAUACUUACAUGUAUAUGGUCAUAUUAUAUAUAUAAAGUGGUCUACAAGACGCUCACUGAAGGAGAUGUCACAGAUACCCGAAGUGAUUCGGAAGAAGAUGCUGAUAUUCUAGAAGAACAAAAUGGAGUUGAUAAUGCAAAAGAAAAAGUAGAAAAUGGAAAUGGUAACACUGUAGAAAACGGCAAUAACAAAUUAACUGAAAGUACAUCUAAAAAUGGUAGUACACUAAAACAUUAACGAAGUACAGUAAAAAUUGAGAAACUUUCGUGAUUUUUAAAAUGGAAUCAUUCUUAAAAAGUGGAAACAUUUAUGUAGAUAUUGGAAACAAUGGCAUGGGCAAAGUAGAAUAGAUGACUACAAACCAAAAGGUAAUGGUAAACGCUGAAGAAAAUAGGAGUAAAUGGAAACUAAAUGGAAAUAGCUAUGCAUUAAAAAAUCGAAAUAUGCUAAAAAUAUCAACACUGAAUAGACAUGAAUUUGAAAAUGAUAUUCAUACAGAAAAUUUAGUCAUUUUUAAUAAUGGAAGCAUGAGGAUGAGAUAUUGACACUUUUAAAAGAACAUGAAAACGGGAAUAAAAUGAGCAUAUUGAGAACUCGAAAAUGGAAACAUUAUGAAACACUUUCAAAAUACCAAAGAAAGGCGUUAAAACAGAAACAUUCCUAAAUAGUGGAAAUAAUAAGGGUAGUUGUUUGAUAUGGGGAAUAAAAGAGAUUUAAUCCCAGAUCGAAAACAAAAACAACAAAAGUUUACAAGAUUGCUCAAAACCCCAAAUUACACUACUGGUUACUUUGGUCGAAAUAACAGAUAUCAGUCGAAAAGAAAAAAACUUUAGAAUAAGUAAAAACAUCGACCUCUUCUGUCCCUGUGUUAAACACCAGAAUGUUUACUUAUAGGAAAUAAAAAAAAGAGACAGAAUGGUUAAUAGAACAAUGAUUGAUUUUAACAGAAAAUUGACUCUUUGCUUAAUUGUCCAAAUAGCCAUGCUGAGAGUACUAGAAGUUCGCAGAUAUUUUCGCGGCACUCAUAUUUUCAGCAUGACAUUAACGGACAGUAUGGAUAUAGUCUGGUACACUGUUAAGGUCGGGAUUUUUUUUUUUUUUUUUAUGUUUUUAUUUUAAUUUGUUUCGAAGUAAAUGGGAGCCUAUUUGGGCCAGUCAUACGUAUUCCUUUCGAGUAAGCAAUUGUAUUCGUAGAAUAUGUAUCUAUCUUUGCUUGGUGCCAUUACAGUACUAUUUUAUAUGCAUUUUUAUCUAUUCAUGUAACUUUAUCUUUUAUCUUUUUUUAAAAUUUUUAUAUAUAUUUAUCUAUCGGGCUUUAUUCACACCGACAUUGUUCGGGUCAUAUGUAGACCUUCCGCAAGCCAGCUGGAUGACUUCCUCACUGGCAUGACAGCCCGAUCAGGGCUAGAAUCCAUGGAAUUGUGGGAAAAGUGAUUCGAAGUCAUCAGUGUUAACCACUCGGCUACUUUUGAAUUUGAAUAAUGUUCUGAAACGAAUAAAUAUACUUAAAUGUUUUUAAUGCUUUGCUUUAAAACAUUUAAAGGCCGUAACAAAGCUGCACUAGGUGUGGCUUAUUUGUUACAAUGGAAGAGAGUUUUGCCAUAGUCUUUUCUGCCUGUCUAUCGAUCUCCUUUUUAUAAGAAUAGUCACUUGAUAAUGUUUAAUAUUUUAAGUUUACUGAUACAGAAAUAAUUUCGUUAUUAUUCUUUCAUCGAAGAAUUGUCAUAAUUGUG